GUUUGUUUUAAUCUAUCAUUCUUAUAGUGCAUGUUUCGGCAACAAACUUACGAUGGUUCGAGUUGAGCACUUUUGGCAGGACAAUAGGAGGCUUAUUUAUGAUAUACGUUCUCUUGAAAACAUUACCAUCUCAAGCCAUGUAGGCACCUUUCACAACAAGCUCAAUAAAGCAUUGCAUGAAAAGUACAUGGAACUUCUUCAUAAGUUCGAAAAUCGCUUUCCUAAAAUAAUAACUGCUACUCACUUUUUGUAUUGGAGUUUCAUAAGAACUAAGAUCGCGAAGAACUAUUUGGAGAUGGAGGACACAUUUGGUGGUAAAUUGUACUCUGAUAAACGUAAAAGCUUAAGCCAAUGAAAUCGUGUAUCCUUGUGUGAAUAGCAAUGGAACUUGUUUAACUGUUGAUUCCCUCAUCCAAAAGAUGACUAUCAGAGAUUCAUUGGAGGCAAAGGUUUUUUCAUCCAGCGAGAUAGUUCUUUUCAAUAUGAUUGCUGGUGUUUUGCAAAUAUUGUUCAAUGUACUGGCUGUCAUACACGUUACAAAUAUCACAAAUAAACAGUCUUUUCCGACUUACAAGGAUCCUAUGCACUGGCUUUCUUGUGCCCAAAAGGUUUACAAGCUAUAUACACAGCGAAGUCCAUCUAACACUGGUCCAGAAUUUUUGGAUACAUUAUUAAAUUCAGAAUCAAAUUGGAUACAUGAAUUCCAAGAGUCUGGAGGCCUCAACAAACAGAAUCUGUCGGUGUGCCGCUUAAUGCUUGAACAUGAAUACACAAAAACCAUAUUUUUAGUUGCACAAGUGCAUCAGUUAGUUGGGAAACGGGCUCAAUCGGCUGAUUAUUGUCAGUUAACUUUGUUACGUCAACUAAAAUUCUGCAAAUCUUUCAAAAAAGCUGUUAAUAGCCCUUUUCGUUUACAAAAUAAUAUAAUUCGUAUCAAAUCAGCCCAUUCACUUAGAGAUUUGGAAAAUAGAAAACUUUCUAAACGACAUCCAUGUUAUCAUUUUCAUACCUUCGAUCCUAUAGAAUGGGCUACAAAUGCUGUUGCCUUAAGUGACUAUUUCUCAUCAGUUGAAAAUCAAAAUAACUGCUACUAUAAAACAUUCGAGUGUUUAUUAUCAGCUAUUCAUGUUGUGGAAGAAGCUAGGCUUGAAGGCAACAUCCCAUCCAGUCAAAUAGACAAUACUCUUGCAAACAUUUAUAGAGAUCUAGUAAAAAUCAGUCUUGAUCUACUUGAGAAAGGUACAAAACAAUAUGGGAACUUAGUUGAUGAAAAAUUAACCAGUGAAGACGCAGAGUUUAAGAAAUCUGAGGAAUUACAAAGCGUUACUAAGUUUGGAUCAAUGUUUAAUUUGGAGCUACAACCAAUAAUGACUGAAUUAUUAGACUAUAAUUUUAAUGUAAAAAGUUCGAUUUCAAAUGUGAUCCCAUGGAAUAACGAUUUUAUUUACAAGUUAGUUAGACCACCUACAAAUUAUGAAACAGCUUCUGGAAUAUUUCGCAUUAUAUUAAAUUGUAUAAUGAAAGCUGAAAAUUUUUAUACACUACAAAAUCAUUGCAUUGAUGCAAUUGGUUUGAUUCAAGAUCGAAGUAAAGCUUAUCGCCUGAUGGCUGUUUUUGAAAAGAACAUCAGUAGACAGUGUUGUAUGCAUAAACGACGAAUAGACAUGUUAAAUAAUGUAUUAGGACAAUUAAAUCCAAAUCACUAUUUACACUUAUGUCGCCAGUUAACAUUUGAACUAGCAGAAGCUUUGAGUACAUUACGUGAUUUGAAAAGGAAACUACUGGAUGAGAUCCCACUAAAAGAAUGUCACGUUUUGGCACACUAUGCGCGGAAGUCAGAUGAUCUUACAAAACGUGCAAUAUCUGUUUAUCGAAAUUUCUUAGAAUUAUACGGAGUUCAUUCUGGAACGACAAUAAAUUGCAGUGACGAUGAUAUAAAACCACUGAUCGUGACCUGUCUUCAUACUGCUCGGCUUUAUUCUCAACUUAUUUCGACCUGUACUGCAGAGAAAAUUCAAAACUUAACAAAAGCUUUGGAAUUUUAUGUACAGCUAGUCGCUCUUGCAGAAAACCAUAUACAACGUGAUGUCUCUACGGCAAUCAAAGAUUGUGAGGAAUUAAGAAUAGCUAAAGAAAUGGUCGUUUUAAUACCAGUUAAACUCACUCGACUGUCUCGAGGCGAAAUAUUACCUGACUAGUCAAAAACCAGGCAAAUAACUGUCCCUCAUUUAAUGUACAUAAAUUUUGCACUGAAUUUUAUUCGUGUAACCAAUUGUGAAAUAAAUAUUACCAGGUCUGUGUUUAAGUACUAUAACAUUUGUCCUGCAAGCAGUUUUUUGUACCAUGCUCAUCGCAGUCAAAACAAGUCUUAAUAUCCUGGUCUCUCUUUUAUUAUUUAUUAAGUUCAGUAAAGAGUGGGUUUAAU
Molecule: messenger RNA, 2425 nt
Organism: Schistosoma rodhaini
Lineage: Eukaryota; Metazoa; Platyhelminthes; Trematoda; Strigeidida; Schistosomatidae
Source: the annotation of a GenBank genome assembly